Molecule: messenger RNA, 4137 nt
Organism: Gadus chalcogrammus (walleye pollock)
Lineage: Eukaryota; Metazoa; Chordata; Actinopteri; Gadiformes; Gadidae
Product: arf-GAP with GTPase, ANK repeat and PH domain-containing protein 1-like
Exons: 20
Coding region: 697-4137 (1146 amino acids)
Cellular component (GO): nucleus
Molecular function (GO): GTPase activity; protein binding; GTPase activator activity
Source: RefSeq, a predicted model, not a curated record
CGGCUAACAAGGUGGGCAUCUCAGGGGGCUGCUAGGAACGGUACCACUGUGAAGAGCGAGAGCAGAAGAAAAAAUCGACUAAAAAGCCCGUCCUGGAGGAGGGGCUGUGGGCUGGAGGGCUUCCGCCCCCCCAGACCCAGUUUAUUGACUCGCUAAUUGGAGGAGACGCUGGGAGAGAGAGGCUGGGAGACGAGGCUGCGGUGACCGCGAGACGAGAGGAGGAGAUGCAGACUGAAGCACAAUGAAGCUGUUGCUCCGCCGCUGCCGAGAGAUGCUCUCAUCCACCUGAAGAGCAGCGGGACAGCAGAAGGUCCACCGCAUCCCGAUGGACGUUUCGCCGUGUGGACGGUACCGGAACCGCUGGGGACAUCGUCUGAAAGACACGCCGUCGACCGGAGAACUCCGCAACCAGAGGCGUCGUGACAAGUGAAGGAUUUUUUCCCGUCCCUCCAUCCUUGGAUUCUAGUUUCACCUGUUUCCUCCCCUCGCGUCUCCAUGGAUGAACCGCGGGUAUUUUUCGGCGCGUCCUCCGCGGUGGGCCAUGUGGGAUCACACUGAGACACAGAGCCAGGGUACAAGACGUUUCAGUGGGAUUUCUCCAGAAGCCAAUGAAGCCCGGUCGCUGCCGGCCAUAGCUAUGCUCCGUUGCCGCGGGUGAUCGCUUCGUUCCUGCGUGCUUCCCGUCUUCUGGCCACGAUGAGCAGCUCCAGUAACCCCCCCAAACGCAACACCUACCUGAUCUCCCUGACGCUGGUCAAGCUCGAGGCUCUGCCAGACGGGGAGCAGGAAGAGGACCAGGACCUGGACCAGGACGUGGACUUGGGCCUGGAGACCCCCCACCCGGGAGCAGACCCCCCAGGUCCGGAGCCGGACCCUGAGGAGGCGAGACCCCCGGGGAGCCUCCAGCUCAGGGAGGCCUGCUUCCGGGCACCGCCUCCCCCGCCGCUCACCGACUCCAUGAGGGCCCUCGAGAGGGGCUUCUUCCCCGAGGGCGGGGUCCGCGGCCGGGAGGGGGCUCGCCCCCGGACCGAGUUCUACCGGGACCCCCCCAGGCUGUUCCUGAAGCGCGAGGACGGGGGCGACCUGAGCAGCAGCCAGUCCCUGCAGCGCUGCAGCGUCUCGCCGGCGGCGCUGUCGCCGCAGGUCGGCCAGCGCCCCCCCGAGGUGCUGAUGCGGUCCCACGCGCCCCCCCCGGCCGAGCCCCUGUCCUGGUGGGAGAAGAGGGAGGCGCGCCAGAGGCUGCUGGCCUCCGUCAAGACCCUGGACCGCCGGGAGCACCGCUACGGGGAGCCGUCGCCGCGGGCGACCACCGCCACGCUGGGGCCGUACCGCGCCUCCUGGGCCGACAGCGACACCAAGGCCACCCUGAUCCGGCCCGGGUACCCGGCGGGCGCGGGGUACCCGGGCCUGGUCGGGCCCAGGGAUCCCCCCUCCGCCGGAGACCCCCGGUUCCAGCCCGUGUCCGGGGUCCUGCCCCCUCCCCCGCCCCCUCCUCCGCCCCCGGCCGCGCCCGGACCCCCCCCUCAGAGGAAGGGCAAGAGCCGCACGCUGGACUACAGCGACCUGAGCGGCCUGGGCGAGGACCCCCGCCGGGGGGGCCCGCGGGCGCCGGCCCGGGACAGGAAGAUGCUCAAGUUCAUCAGCGGCAUCUUCACCAAGAGCACGGGGGCGGGGCCGCCGGUGGCCCCGCCCCCCAGCACCCUGUACCCCCCCGUGGAGCGCUGCUCCAGCGAGGACGAAGCGGCGUGUGCCAGUCAGGACUGGACUUUCAAGCAGACCGUCCAGGAGCUUCACCUGGGGGUUCUCGGAGGGCUCUGCAGUGGAAAGUCUGCCCUGGUUCACAGACACAUGACUGGGAGCUACUUGCCGUCUGAGAACCCUGACGGGCGCCAGUACAUCAAGGAGAUGCUGGUGGACGGCCAGAGUCACCUGCUGGUGAUCAGAGAGGAGACGGGGCCGCCAGAUGCUCAGUUCGCCUGCUGGGUGGACGCGGUGAUCCUGGUGUUCAGCCUGGAGAACGAGGCCAGCUUCCAGGAGGUGUACCGCAACUACCACCAGCUCAGCACGCUCCGGCCCAUCGCCGAGAUCGCCUUCAUCGUGGUGGGCUCUCAGGAUAAGAUCAGCAGCAGCAACCCGCGGGUCAUCGGCGACGCCCGCGCCCGCCAGCUGUGCUCCGACGUGAGGCGCUGCACCUACUACGAGACGUGCGCCACCUACGGCCUGAACAUCAACCGCGUCUUCACCGACGCUGCUCAGAAGAUCAUGGCGGCCAAAAAGCAAGCAGCGCUAUUGGCCUCCUGCAAGUCCCUCCCCAACUCCCCCAGCCACUCAGAGGGCUCCACGCCGGUGUCGGGGGUGUUCCCCGGCCAGGCCAGUAACGGCGGGCAGAGCAGCGACUACUCCUCCUCCCUGCCCUCCACGCCCGUCAUCAGCCACAAGGACCUGUGUGCCCGCCAGGCCCGGGGGGCAGGGCCCGAGGACAGCCCCGCCCCCGCCGCCGCCGCCGCCACCGCCCAGCGCAGCGCCGCCCCGCGGAGACGCACGCCCCGCUUCACGGGCCGGCGGGGCAGCGACUCCAACCGGAGGAGCGCCGACAGCACGGGGGACCUGGGCAGCGGCCGCUCCAUCCCCGUCAAGCAGGGCUUUCUGCUGAAGCGCAGCGGGAACUCGCUGAACAAAGAGUGGAAGAAGAAGUACGUGGCGCUGUCCAACGACGGCAUCCUGUCCUACCACCCCAGCGUCAACGACUACAUGCUGAACGGCCCCGGGAAGGAGAUAGACCUGCUGCGCGUCACUGUGAAGGUGCCGGGGAAGAGACCCCCCCGCGCCGGGCCCCCCUGCGGCCCCCCGCUGGGGGUCAACGGGAGAGCCAAGGAGGGGCCGGACGUCACCCACCCAGACAUGGAGGGCGUGUCCAGCUCAUCGUCCACGCGGGACGCGGCCGGGACGUCCCCGCCGUCGGACAGGAAGAAGCAUCGCAGGAAGAAGAGCCUGAACCAGAAGGGGGACUCGGCUGCCGGCCAAUCAGAUGCCAAGCGAAAAAUGUGGAAGCUAAAAAGCUUUGGCAGCUUAAGAAACAUAAACAAGACAGACGAGGACAACUUUGACUUCCUGGUGGUGUCCAGCGCGGGCCAGACGUGGCACUUCGAGGCGCACGCGGCGGACGAGAGGGAUGCGUGGGUGGCUGCCAUCGAGAGCCAGAUCCUGGCUCGCCUCCAGCUCUGUGAGAGCAGCAAAAACAAGAUCCGCAACAACAGCGGCAGUGAGGCGGAGGCCCUCCAAGCCAUACGCAACGCCCGGGGGAACAGCUUCUGUGUGGACUGCGACGCCCCGAACCCCACCUGGGCCAGCCUGAACCUGGGGGCGCUGAUCUGCAUCGAGUGCUCCGGGAUCCACCGGAACCUGGGCACCCACCUGUCGCGGGUGCGCUCCCUGGACCUGGACGACCUGCCCAGGGAGCUGACCCUGGUGCUGGGCGCCAUCGGGAACCACCUGGCCAACAACAUCUGGGAGGGGCGCACCUUCGGCCGCCACAAGCCGCUGCCCGACGCCUCCCGUGAGGAGCGGGAGUCCUGGGUGCGGGCCAAGUACGAGCAGCGGCUGUUUGUGGCGGCGCUGCCCCCCCCCUCCCCCAGCGAGGGUCCGGGCAUCACCCUGUCCGGCCGCCUCAUCCUGGCCGUGCUGGAGGGCAACCUGCCCCGCCUGCUGCUGCUGCUGGCCCACUGUACCAAGGAGGACAUCAGCGCCCCCCCGGUGUGCCUGGCCCUCAGCUCCUGCUCCCCCCUGCUGGCCCGCCUGCCCGCCUCCCCGCUGCACGCCGCCUGCCAGCAGGCCGACGUGGUCAUGACGCAGCUCAUCAUCUGGUAUGGCUGUGACGUGCACUGCCGGGACCCCCACGGCCACACGGCGCUGCAGUCCGCCCGCCGCGCCGGCAGCCAGGAGUGCGUCGACAUCCUGCUGCUCCACGGCUGCCCCGACGAGCCCGGCCCCCCCCCGGCCAGACCCCCCUGCCCCUCGCUCCCCGCCGCCGCCGCGCCCGGCCUCUCUGUUGCCAUGACACCGAGCCCGCCGGUUGCCACGACGCUCAAGAUCUCUCACAAGAGUAAUGUGACCAGCUACAGGAGAGCCGUUUUAUAA